GGAGACAAACGGCGCUAGCAGAGUUGCCUCGGCUCAGAUCGUCAUCGAUCCAAAGAGCUCCCAAACUCGAGUCUCAGCUGCUGACCAGCCAGUAUAAUGCUAAAAGCCACCAUAGAUUCCGUCUUGGAGGCCCCCUCACCUUCAAAUCGCCCUCAGCAAUGGCCCUCUUGACCUACCAACCCAUCAAAGGCGCCUACGUGCUCGCCGCACUGGGUUUCGAGCUUCUCCGCCUUCCCCUCUUUAUCGUCAAGUACCUCACGAGCUACGGCCGACAGCACCCAGAAUGGACCUUCCGCCAGGCGCUGACUACGCGUAUUCUCUUCAACUUCAUCUAUCAUAUUGCGAACAUCGAAGUCAAGACGCCAACGCUGCUCACGCCGGGCAGUGAGAAGGAGCGUUUUGUGCGUAUCCAGCCGGCGGGUGGUGACCAAUACAAGGGCCCGCUUCGCAUCAGCAAUGAUGUCCAGCCUGUCGAGAUCGGUGCCACUUGGUACCCGACGCCGCUGUCUGCGUCAGCAGACAAGACCAAUCUCAAGGUCAUCUUGCACAUCCACGGCGGCGCGUUCGUCUCCGGUGACGGCCGAACGCAAGCAAGCGGCUACUUCGCGAAGCUCCUCGAGAAGCACACCGGCGCAACCCACGUACUGAUGCCCCAAUACCGUAUAUCCACGCUGCCCGCAUCCAAGACCUCAAACCCGUUCCCCGCCGCGCUGCAGGACAGCCUGACCGCGUACCUCUACCUGCUGAACGACCUUCACAUCGCGCCCGCCGACAUCAUCCUCUCAGGCGAUAGCGCGGGCGGCAACGCUGCCAUCUCGCUGCUGCGCUACAUCACCGAGUUCGGCGCAGACCUACGUCUGCCAAACCCCUCCGCUGCGCUGCUGUGGAGCCCGUGGCUCGAUCCGUCAGACACGUCCGGCUCGUUCGUGCACGACAACCCCAACUACACCACCGAUUACCUGUCAUUGCCCUUCACGUUGUGGGGCUCGGGCGCGUAUGGAGGCCUCGGUGGCAAGGAAACGCUGUCGAACCCAUACGCGACGCACAAGAAUCGCACAUUCACAACCCCGGUCCCAAUGUUCGUGAACACGGGCGGUGGCGAGAUCCUCUACUUCGACGACUGCGAGUGGGCUACGAAGAUGAAGGAGGCGGGCAAUGAUGUCACGCUGGAUAUAGAGAAGAACGUGCCACACGACGUGCUGCUAAUCGGUAACAUCGUCGGUUUUGAUAAAGAGGCGCGUGCGUGUGCGACGAGAGCUGGGGAGUGGUUGAGCCGUAAGAAGCUGUAGGGAGGCCUGGGCAUCAGUCUGUACAUGAACGUCUUCAAGAUGGGAACAGCAACUCUUGCAUCACCCACACCACUUGCACAACUCACCGGCUGCGGUAGAAUUGAGACUAAGUAUAGCUGACUGUAGUCACAAUGUUGGGGACCUACGACCAGUUCCUUGGAUAGUGACAGCAGAGAACGCUUGACCAGCCAGAAC
Molecule: messenger RNA, 1484 nt
Organism: Boeremia exigua
Lineage: Eukaryota; Fungi; Ascomycota; Dothideomycetes; Pleosporales; Didymellaceae
Product: Alpha/Beta hydrolase protein
Exons: 1
Coding region: 159-1289 (376 amino acids)
Molecular function (GO): hydrolase activity
Source: RefSeq, a predicted model, not a curated record